GCAGAAAGGAAGAGAAUCCUUCCCGGAGAAAACAAGAUGACCGCGACAGAACGAGAAGAUGCGGUGUCCCAGUGCAUCGGGGAGUUCGGCCGGUGGCAGCUCCUCAUGACCUUCCUCUUGUCCUUGUUCAACUUUCCAUGCACCUUCCACAUCUUCGCCACCACCUUCGAAGCCGCCCCCGCGGACUUCCGAUGCGCCAAACCAUCCUACAGCCCCCUCACUCAAGAUCAAUGGCUCAACGUCAGCACUGUUACAGGGAUUGUGGGCGGAAAGCUGAAGAUAGAUGGAUGCAGGAUUAAAAAUUUGGACUACAGGCUCAGUUAUGAAGAAUUAAUCCGAACUGAGCCAAAUGAUACCAGGCCAUGCUCUUCCUGGGACUAUGACACUUCACAAUUUGGAGAGACCAUUGUCACUGAAUGGAACUUGGUUUGUGAGCGAGAACAGCUGAGCAAUAUUGCUGAAAUGAUGUUUCUGCUUGGAGUAGCUAUUGGUGGAUUUGCCUGUGGACUAUUUUCUGACAAAUUUGGAAGGAAAAAAACUUUGAUGGUGUCACUAUUAGUCCAGAUAAUGAUCGGUGUGGCCAUAGCUUUUACUCCUUGGUACUCUCUAUACUUAGUAUUCAGAUUUAUCUUGGGCAUCUUUUCAGUCAGUGUGGUUUUCUCUGGCUUUGUUCUCUGCAUGGAGCUGGUUGGAGGAAAAUGGCUGACCAUCUCAGGUGUUUCCUACUUGUUCCCAUUGCCACUUGGAUAUAUAACUAUCUCUGGGAUAGCUUAUUUCAUUAAAGGUUGGAGAUCAUUACAGCUGGCGAUAACUUUACCUGCUCUCGCAUUUCUUCCUUUAUGGUGGGUUCUUCCUGAAUCUCCUAGGUGGCUUUUGACGAUGUGUCAAGGAGAAAGAGUCAUAAGUGUACUUAAAAAAGCUGCUAGGUUCAACGGCAAAGAACUUCCAGGAAAUGCUGAUAAAAUAAUCAAACAGAGCAUGGCACGAAGUGGUGAGCAGCCACCAAAGGUGGGAGCUCUGGAUUUGUUUAGGACAGCCUACAUGAGAAAAAUCUCAUUACUUUUAUAUGUUGUAUGGUUUUGUGUCUACCUUGUAUACUAUGGGUUGGUUUUGAAUCUUUCUAAUCUUGGUGGUGAUGUUUAUGUAAAUUCAAUUAUAUCAGGUGCAGUUGAGUUUCCUGCUAUAGCAGUCAGUAUUUUAUUUCUUUUGAAAAUGGGGAGAAGAUGGCCUCUCUCACUAACAACAGCGGGGGCUGGAAUAGCUUGCUUAAUGACUGUUGUUGUCAAAAAUGAUGACUGGCUUCGUUUGGCUCUUGCUAUGGUUGGACGACUUUGCAUUAGUUCUUCAAAUGUUGUAAUGCCAGUAUUCACAGCUGAACUGUUUCCAACAUCUAUGAGAAACCUUGGCGUAGGAUCUUCCAAUGCUCCAGCGGGUGUUGCCUUAAUAUUGGUGCCCUAUCUCUGGAAUAUGGCUGGAAUGAAUGAAAAUAUGCCUAUGGCUGUCCUGGGGCUCUGUGGUGUGCUAGGAGGCGCAGCUGUUUUACUUCUUCCCGAGACAGGAGGCUUAGUUGAAGAUAUUGGGCAAACUUAA
Molecule: messenger RNA, 1590 nt
Organism: Nezara viridula (southern green stink bug)
Lineage: Eukaryota; Metazoa; Arthropoda; Insecta; Hemiptera; Pentatomidae
Source: the annotation of a GenBank genome assembly